Molecule: messenger RNA, 825 nt
Organism: Populus nigra (black poplar)
Lineage: Eukaryota; Viridiplantae; Streptophyta; Magnoliopsida; Malpighiales; Salicaceae
Product: heavy metal-associated isoprenylated plant protein 27
Exons: 2
Coding region: 3-539 (178 amino acids)
Molecular function (GO): metal ion binding
Source: RefSeq, a predicted model, not a curated record
UUAUGAUACGAAAUGAUGAAAUACCCCCUUCAUAUUUCUCAUGUCUUUCUUCUGUAUCCAGUCUACUUCCAAUUUUAUUAUUACUGCUUGAACGGCCUGCUUACUUAGGAAAGGCUAGAAUGUCUGUUUUGCAAUGUCUAAUAGAAGGUUUUCUUGUCCCGACAGUGGAGAUUAAAGUGAAAAUGGACUGUGAAGGGUGUGAGACAAAGGUGAGAAACUCAGUGACAGGGAUGAAAGGAGUGAUCCAAGUAGAAGUGGACCGCAAACUACAGAAACUGACGGUGACCGGAUACGUGGACCCGGACGAGGUCUUGCACCGUGUGAGGUAUAGAACGGGAAAGAAAGCUGAGUUCUGGCCGUAUGUGCCGGCUGAGGUAGUCCCUCUCCCAUACUCCGCUGGAGUGUAUGAUAAGAAAGCCCCACCUGGGUACGUCCGAAAUCCGCUUCAGCUCGAGGACCCACCGGCCUCCAGUUCUUUCGAGGUGAAGACCACUACAGCUUUCAGUGAUGAUAAUCCAAAUGCUUGUGUGAUAAUGUGAUUAAUUGCAUGUUGUGAUAUAGUCAAUCUGGGCUGUGAUCGACGAGUAGUGUUGUGUGGUGUGUGUGAAAUAGGUGUAAAAUUUUCAUGGAAGAGUUUAUGUUACCGUUAACCCUACCAAAAUUUCUUUUUGAAAAAUUACCUUCCCUUCUUAUUUUUCAAGGUUGCCAAUUGUGAAUUGUGUUUAAUUGAUAAAAUUUGAGGAUAAGGUUGUCUAAUUGAUGAUUUUUCUGUAGUGCCGGGGCAUUUUUUCUUUUAAUAAAAUAAAAUAUAUUUUAUUUUUCAAA